AUUGGAUUUGCAAAUGAGCUCAAAGCGCAAGACCAGGUCGAUGAAUAAGAGUCCUGAAGAACCUGUUGAAAUAAAUUUGAUCAGUGAUGAAGAAGAGAAGGAGAUUAAUCCAGCAAAGAAGCCUAAACCUGUAUCUAAAAAGAAGGCCAAAAGAUCUCCAGAAAAGAAGAGAGCUCCUCUCCAAGAAGGUAAAGAUUUGGAUUCUGAUUUGUUAAAUAAAUUAAUCGAUGAGGAAGAGGGAAAAGACAAAGAAGAGAUCAAGAAAGCAAAACCAUCAGGUAAAAGACAGAAAAAGAAUCCUCCUAAACCAAUAGAGGAAGAUCCAAUACCAAUCGAAUCUUCAGCUGAAAGUGGAAAUGAAGAGGAAAUUAGAAAUAUGCUCGAGGAAGAAAUUAAAGAGAGCCAAAUUCAGCAAAAUAGUUUCCAAUAUUUCCAAGUAGAAGAAUGGACAAGAGGUUUCGAAUGGGAUGACGAAAUAGAUAGAGUUAAUAAGGAGGUAUUUAGAAAUAAAUCCUUUAUUAACAGGCAAAGAGAGAUUAUAAACGCGACAAAAGCUAAAAGAGAUACCAUUGCUCUAAUUCCCACAGGGCAUGGUAAAAGUUUGACAUUUCAACUCCCAGCAUAUACUGAUAAAGGAAUCUCUAUUGUAGUCAUGCCUCUUCUGAGUUUGAUUGAAGAUCAAGUUCAGAAAUUAAAAGAAAUAGGAGUGAAAUCAGUAUUUAUCCAUCCAACUCAGGAAGAUAUAAAGGAAAUCCUUGCACAGCUCAAAAAGAGUUUAUUUUCAGCAAAGAUUUUCUUUGUCACACCUGAGCAAUUAAUGCAAAACGAGUACUUAAAGAGGAUCCUCUCUGAACUUUACGAUAAGAAACUCAUUGAGAGAUUUGUGCUAGAUGAAGUGCAUUGCCUCCCUACAUGGGGUAAAGACUUUAGAAAUGACUACAUGAGGCUUCAAUCAAUUAGGACUCUAUUCCCAGAAACGCCUAUCCUUGGCCUCACUGCAACGGCAACUCCGAAGGUAGUGAACGAGAUUAAGGAGAGACUUCAAAUGAGGAAGCCUCUAGUCUUUUCCAUAUCGUUCAAUAGGAAGAAUUUGUUCUUCAAUUGUAUCCCAACAAAGAAGAAGGAUCGUGCUGCUGAGGUCUCUUCUCUUCUAAAGAAGGAUUAUAAGUACUGAAGCGGAAUCAUUUACUGCUCUACUAUUAAAGAAUGAGAAGAGCUUUGCAAAAAGUUCAAAUAUAACGAAGGAAUCAACUGUGCUUCAUAUCAUGGCAAGAUGGAUAUAGAGAAGAGAAAUGAAAUCCAGCUCAAGUGGAGAAACGAUGAAAUUUUAGUCAUGAUCGCAACCAUUGCUUUCGGCAUGGGAGUGGACAAAAAGGAUGUCAGGUUUGUCAUCCAUAUGUCACUUCCAAGAUCUCUAGAUGGGUACAUCCAAGAAGGAGGGAGAGCUGGAAGAGACCAUCAGCUAUCCCAUGUUGUUCUCUUCUUUGAAUAUAACGACAGGAGUACUAUCAAUUGGUUCAUUAAGAACAACGAUUUUGCUGAUAUGGAAAGAGAGCAAGAAAAUUUGACAAAUCUUUACAACAUUCUUGACUAUGCAGAAGAUCCUUACGAAUGAAGAAGAGUCAAACAGCUACAAUAUUUGGAUGAAGUGUUUGAUCGUGAAAAAUGCAACCAAAUGUGUAACAACUGAAGAGAUUACCAAGAUAUUUAUUACCAAGACUUUUCUACUGAAGCUCAAAUGAUAUGAGAGCUUUUUGAAGAAUUAUGUAAUGAAGAAGGGAAGCAGAUCACAGUAAAUGGGCUUUUGAAAUUACUCACUCCAAAACCUCCAACCAAUGAUGACAAUGACUCUACAUGUGCAAAAUUGAAUGCUAGUUUAGCUCCAUUUUCUAAAACAACAAUCAGAAGAGUGAUAAUUAAGAUGCUUUCGCUACAAAUUUUGAAAGAGAAUCUCCAAACAUUCCAAAACAAUCCUACUGUGACAGCAUAUCUGAAAUCAGGAACAAAUUUCUAUUCUUGCUUAGAGGGUUUAAGCAAGAUAGAAAUAGCUACAGGAACCAGAAGAAAAGCUAAAGCAAAGCUACCAAAUAGAAACAUUAAAAUUAAGAUACCCAAAAGUCCAAAGAAGACUAAAUUUUCAAAAGCUAGACCAGUAUCUCCUUCCCAAGUACUCAAUGAUCCUAUUGAGAAUUCAUCUGAAGGGUUUUCUCCAAAGGUGAAUCCUGAUGAGCUUCUUGGGAGCAACAAAGAGUCUGAGUCACUAGUAAAGCCUAGCAAACCAGAAACUCAUGAAUUUAAGAGCUCAGUACAGGAGAUUCUUGAAUCACUACAAGAAAGCACAUUAAGAGUGCAGCCUAGUAAGAGAGCUCUACCAAGAGAAGAGAAGAAGGACCAAAACAAACUACAAUCUCCUCUAGCUGAACUAAUAGAGAAAGAAUAUGAGUACGCAGAUAUUACAUCUUUCGAGGAGGGAGAACUACUUGAGAGAUUAUUGCUAGUAAAGAAGAAUCUCCAGAAUAAUAUUUCCCUGCUGAAUGAAAACCCAGCUAUAUUUAAAGAGUUCAAUACUGUUUUCUCACUCAAAUUCUUCGCAAAUAUCAUUGAACAGAAGCCUUUCUAUCUCAAAAUUUUGAGCAAUUGUCUUGAGGAAGAAGCUCAUCAUACUAGUAAUAGCUACAAGAACUACUCAGAAAUAUUCAUGCAUGAAAUUUUCCAUUUUUGUCACUUGAGAAAUAGUAUUAAACAAUUGGGUCAGAAAGAAGACCCAGAGAUACUUGCAGAUGAUGAGGAAUCAGUGAAAUCUUUAGUAGAGCUCAACCCAGUUAACCAUGAUCAUAGUUAUCUCAGCAAGAAAGAUUUGAAGAAGACAGGAAGAAGAACAGUAGAGAAGAAAAAGACCCCAGAGACUAAACCUGCUGUCAGAAAGAGACCUAAGAAAUCAUUCAUCUAAAUCUUAGAUUGA
This is a messenger RNA of Moneuplotes crassus, 2962 nucleotides long. NCBI's taxonomy places the organism in Eukaryota, Ciliophora, Spirotrichea, Euplotida, Euplotidae. The record is from the annotation of a GenBank genome assembly.